AUGUCCAGGGUGAGCUGUCACAAGAGGCACGCAAUUGCUUUGCAGGUCCUAUUGGAGACAGGACAGCCUCUCGACGAGUUUGGUGGUGUCGGGAAAGCCGCACUGUUUUGCUUGGUCUGGGCUGCCACAAGCACCAGAAGUUUCAAGUUUCUCUCUCUUGGGACAGAUGUAAGUACUUUCAACAACUCCAAGCAGUUGCGGCUGAACAUCGUGGAGAUGUAUUUCUCCCUGAUGUUCCAGUCCCUUCAUACAGGUACGUUGAGAAAGUAUCUUGGCGCAGAGCGAGUGAGGGCUCCACACCUUGGAGUCAACAUUGCCCUGCCUCUUUACCAAGGAUUUAGGAACGAUGCGAUCCGCGCAACCUUAACGUGCCUGGCAUCGGACGACCCUGAGGUCGUUGGAUUUGCCAAGGAGCAACUCGAGUGUAACCUCGCCAUCGGAAGAGCCAAGCUGGCCGAGCUCAACUGGGCUCCGAUCACCCGGGCAAUGAGAAGACUGUCGCCCAUCUGGGCGGGACGAACUCGCAACCCCGACCGUUCAAACGGCAACCCGGAGGAAGUGAAAGUGAUGUGUGUCCAGUGCGGUUUCACAACCGUGGACACAGCUCCCGCUUUCCACAUCCUUACUGGUGCCUACGUCGUCCGAAAGUACUGA
This is a messenger RNA of Podospora pseudopauciseta, 654 nucleotides long. RefSeq lists its product as uncharacterized. The transcript has a single exon. Lineage: Eukaryota; Fungi; Ascomycota; Sordariomycetes; Sordariales; Podosporaceae. The record is from RefSeq and is a predicted model, not a curated record. Bases 1 to 654 code for a protein of 217 amino acids.